AUGAAACGCGAUGACUCGAACAGAAGCGUUUCAAAAUAUUCAGCACAACGGCGCAUGAGUGCUGGACAGGCGUCCUAUGCACUGGGCGGAUGGCGUUCGAAUUCCCUUACUAUAAGCACAUUAGCACAGCACUCUGCUUAUUUAGCUGAAAAACUUUUAAACGAAGAAAAAGAAGAAAAGGAAAGGAGUACACCAGUUUCUUGGUAUAAAUUAUAUAAGUAUGCUACGCCGUGUGAGAUACUCUUGCUGCUGGUUGGAGUUAUUAUGGCCUGCUUAAAUGGCUUCUUUGUGCCCCUGGGUUGCAUCAUCUAUGGCGAGUUCACGGCGCUACUCAUCGACCGGACAGUCAUGACCGGCACUUCGACGGAAACGAUCACCAUAGUACUAUUUGGUGGAGGCAAAAUACUCACGAAUGCAACGCGAGAAGAAAAUAGAGUUGCUUUAAUUCAAGACUCUCAGGCUUUUGGCAUCGGUUGCACAGUGUUCUCAAUAGGACAACUCUUAGUUGGUCUGAUCAGUGUGGAUAUCUUCAACUAUAUAGCACUCAAUCAGGUGGACAGGCUAAAAGCAACGUUUCUUAGAUCAGUUCUCCGUCAGGACAUUACGUGGUACGACUUGAACACCACAAUGAACUUCGCCACCAAAGUGUCCGAUGACAUCGAGAAAUUUCGGGAAGGCAUUGCGGAAAAAGUACCAAUCUUCAUUUACCUGGUGAUGUCAUUUGUCACGUCAGUGAUCAUCUCCUUCGUCUAUGGCUGGGAACUAACUCUAGUACUCCUAUCGUGUACACCAGUGGUCAUCGCUACCACAGCCGUGGUUGCUAAGAUACAAUCGUCACUGACCUCUCAAGAACUAAAAGCGUACAGCAUAGCAGGAGUUAUAGCUGAAGAAGUACUCGCUGCCAUUCGAACAGUUAUCGCAUUUGGAGGAGAAAAAAUAGAAAUAGCGAGAUAUUCAGAGCGGCUGGAACCUGCUAAAAAGAUGGGUAUGAAGAAAGGUGUUUUUGCAGGCUUGGGCAGUGGCGUUAUGUGGUUCAUUAUUUACGCUACGUACGCCCUAGCCUUUUGGUAUGGUGUUGGUCUCAUCUUGGACAGCAGAAAUGAAGAAAAACCUUUGUACACUCCAGCCGUACUUAUGAUUGUUUUCUUCAGCGUACUACAAGGAGCUCAAAACGUUGGAUUGACAGCUCCGCAUAUGGAAGCUAUUACUACGGCUAGAGCAUCAGCCGCGUCAGUAUACGCAGUCAUCAAUCGACACCCAGCGAUAGACAUAUUUUCUACUGAAGGCGAGAAACCAGAACUCAAAGGUGAUAUCGAUUUUAAAGACGUACACUUCCGAUAUCCUGCAAGAAAAGAUGUACUGGUGUUAAACGGUUUAAGCCUGACCAUAAAAGAAAAUGAGACUGUUGCCUUAGUGGGUCCAAGUGGUUGCGGCAAGUCGACUAUACUGCAACUGAUUCAGAGAAUGUACGAUCCUGACGCCGGUAGCGUGUCGGCGUCCGGCAACGACUUGAGAAAUAUGAACGUCAGGCAUUAUAGAAAUCACAUCGCAGUUGUAGGACAAGAGCCGGUACUGUUUGCCGGCUCUAUUAGAGAAAAUAUCAGAAUGAGUAAUCCAGCCGCCACUGACAAAGAAAUCAUAACAGCGGCAAAGGCAGCAUAUUGCCAUGAUUUCAUUAAGAAAUUACCUGACGCAUACGACACAAUGAUCGGAGAGAGAGGUGCGCAACUAUCCGGAGGACAAAAGCAACGCAUUGCUUUAGCAAGAGCGUUGAUAAGAAAUCCCAAGAUCUUGCUCCUUGAUGAGGCCACUUCGGCUCUCGACUCCCAGAGCGAGGCCAAGGUGCAAAGAGCUUUGGACGAAGCCGCUGUAAUAAGAACCACCAUUAUGGUGAGCCACAGGUUAUCAACAGUAUUGAAUGCAGAUCGAAUAGUAUUUCUGGACAAGGGCGAAGUGAUUGAAGAAGGCACUUACAUAGAACUGAUUGCUAAAAAGGGGCGGUUCUACCAGCUCGCGGCGGAAAAUCAAGUUGAGAGGGAUGAAAUUGUAACUCCAAUCUCUGCAACUCGAGUACCAUCAAAACACGCAAAAAUUCUAAAACCGAAAAGGGUAAAAUCACUAGACUCUAUUGAAAGUCGCGCGUCUUCGGUGUCGUCCGUAUCGUCAGAUGGUUCGAUGGAAGAAGAGGAAAAAGAGGAACCAGAAUACAUCCCAACGACUUGGGAGAUUUUGAAGCUAUGUGCACCUGAGAGGUGGUUGAUGGUAGCGGGCGUGGUUGCAGCUAUAGCUGUCGGCUCUUCUUUUCCGACGUUCGCCAUUCUUUUUGGAGAGACUUAUGGGUUUUUGGAGAGCCCUGACUCCGAGUGGGUGCGAGGUCAGUCGAAUGUGAUCGCGAUCCUGUUUCUACUCGUCGGAGUUUACACUGGCAUUGGCAUCUUUUUCCAAAUAUUCAUAUUCAACGUCACGGGUGUUCGACUUACGGCCAGACUUCGGGUGGCAGCAUUUGAAACCAUGUUAAAACAAGAAAUUGGUUGGUUUGAUGACCCUAAGAAUGGAGUCGGUGCCUUGACGGCAAGACUGGCGGCAGAUGCGGCAGCUGUCCAAGGAGCGACAGGUACACGUAUUGGUGCUCUAAUGCAGGCUACAGCCACGAUAGUGAUUGGCAUUAUGCUGUCGAUGUACUUCACGUGGAAGAUGACACUGGUCUCCCUGGUCUCGGUGCCGAUGGUCAUCGGUAGUGUGGUAAUGGAAGGCAGAGUAUUAUCUGUCGGCCUACAACUGGUUCGUGAAGCUUCGUACAGAGCAACAACCAUUGCUACUGAAGCCAUCUCCAAUAUAAAGACCGUCGCCGCUUUCUGUGGUGAAGAGGGUGUGAUUAAACGGUACCACGAUGCGUUUGUGGGCGGUCGAGUGAUGGCGCGCAAGAGUCUGCGUUGGCGUGGCACUGUGUUCGCGUUCGGACAGACUGCGCCAGUUGCUGGGUAUGCCUUGUCUUUAUGGUACGGUGGAGUACUCGUCGCCGAAGGAGAGAUACACUACAAGAGCGUAAUUAAGGUAUCUGAAGCUCUUAUCUUCGGAGCUUGGAUGAUGGGUCAGGCGUUAGCGUUCGCUCCUAACUUCGGUGCGGCGGUGAGCGCUGCUGGUCGUGUUAUGACGCUGCUUGCCCGGAAACCUAAAGUAGCUGACACGGAGUCACCUAGUGUACCGAUUGAUUACGUGGCCGAGGGUAAAAUUCAGUACAAAAACAUAAAGUUCCGAUACCCAACACGACGCGAAGUAGAAGUGUUAAGUGGACUGUCAGUGCUUAUCCCGUUCGGCAAACGUGUGGCUUUCGUGGGAUCUAGCGGCUGCGGGAAGUCCACUCUCAUCCAACUUAUACAGCGACUUUAUGACCCUGAUGAAGGCAGUGUGUAUAUGGAUGACCACAAUAUAGUAACGGAUAUGCGUCUGGCAACAUUACGGGCGAACCUUGGCAUCGUAUCACAGGAACCGGUGCUUUUUGAUCGAACGAUCGCGGAGAACAUUGCUUAUGGAGACAAUAGGCGCCAGGUUACCAUUGAAGAAAUCGUCUCAGCAGCCAAACAGGCUAACGUUCACACUUUAUAUCGGCAUUGCCUAACGCAUACAAUACACGUGUCGGUGCCCGCGCAUCCCAGCUGUCAGGGGUCAGAAACAGCGCAUAGCAAUAGCGCGGGCACUCGUGCGGAACCCACGCGUGCUACUGUUAGACGAGGCGACGUCAGCUCUAGAUACACACAGCGAAAAGGUAGUACAAGAAGCUCUAGACCGAGCCAGCGAAGGCCGCACGAGUCUUAUCAUAGCGCAUCGUCUAUCCACAAUACAAACAGCGGAUAUGAUCGUAGUUAUAGCUAA
Molecule: messenger RNA, 3873 nt
Organism: Spodoptera littoralis (African cotton leafworm)
Lineage: Eukaryota; Metazoa; Arthropoda; Insecta; Lepidoptera; Noctuidae
Source: the annotation of a GenBank genome assembly